Messenger RNA from Aphanomyces astaci, 1374 nucleotides. RefSeq lists its product as hypothetical. The record is from RefSeq and is a predicted model, not a curated record. NCBI's taxonomy places the organism in Eukaryota, Oomycota, Saprolegniomycetes, Saprolegniales, Verrucalvaceae. The transcript is spliced from 4 exons. Bases 1 to 1374 code for a protein of 457 amino acids.
AUGUUGCCCUCGACGCGCGCCACGGUCGAAUGGGCGUCGACGGCGGAUCGCAACCAACUGGUUGGCGAGCGCUUGGCGCUGGCCGAGUCGGCGUACGACGUCGUGCCUGGGACCGCGUCCGAGACAAGGCGCCCCGACAAUUACGGCCAGUGUGUGUGGGACAACAAGGACAGCGACGGGGAAACGUCUCGUACCGAGUGCUUUGCCAACGUUGUCGAGACGGGCAAGGCGCUGGCGUACCCGUUCCCCCGAAGCAGCUACCACUACGACACGGACCCUAACCACGCGGUCAAGGAGGAUUCGCUGGACAAGCCGCACAUUGCACUGGACAUCGAGUUCGACGUGUCCAAGAACAACGCAGUCUCGGUGGUCGACACGCAGUACUUUGACUUUGAGAACUUUGAAACGAACGCCGCGUCCAUCCUGUACAAGUCAACGGGGCACUCGGCGGGGCGGUACAACCCCGAAACUUUGAAGGGGUCGACUCGAAAGACUGCUCGACGGUCGUGCCAAAAUGCCAACAAGGACGGGUUCACCAAGGCCAACGUGGACGAAUUGAAGUUCCAAGUCGACAAACUGGUGGAAUACCGGCAAAAAGCCGACAACAACAAGUGCAGCGAUGACCGGAGCGACACAAUGGGUCUGCACCAACUUUUUCGGUGUCGAGUCCGAGCGCGACAGCAAGGCCGACACCAAAGUCGACGACGCCCUCCAAAGCUGGAAGUCCUUCCCCUCAGUGUUCACAUGCGCCCGAUCGUGAAAUUCUACACGCCGUACUCGUGCGCCGCUGACUACGGGGUGGAAGGUCUGGACCGGCGCCAGUGCGCCGGGGAUGCGACGCAAUUUUGCAACUUUACGCAAACCGUGACGGCCAGGGCGUCGGAUUUGGUGUCGAAAGUCCAAGUCGGGCUGAAACCGUCGCCGGUGAAACCGCCAAUUCUAGACCCGAAAACGGAGUUUCCAGGCUCCAACUACAAUGCCCCGAGCACGACAUCCAAGGAACUGCACUUUGACGUGACGUGUGACAACAACGCGCCAGAGUUUGCCACGUAUUGCACGUCGCAUUUGCAAGUAAAAGUCAGCGACUUGUUCAAGUUGGAAGCCACGCUCAACACUGACAACGACGCGGUCAAGGCGCUGCUGGCGAACCGCCCCACGACGACGACCAACCCGAUUGUGUUUUGGCGCGUCAAAAACACGCUCGCCGGCACAUGGCAGGAAAUUUCCGCGGCCACCGGCGAUUUGAAGGACUCGACGGCUGUGCUGACGUUUCCCCAGUUCAAAUCCGAGCUCGUCUUUGAAGCGUACACGGCAUGCGGAAAGGUGGGCGACUCGAUCACGUGGACCAUCUAUGUGCAUCGUGCAUCGCACUGA